GUCCUACUACUACUCGGAUAAGAUAAGCUCGAGCUUGCCUUCUACCAAUUUGAAGCCAACUUGACAACUGUGAUUCAUGUAACUAUACGUAACAUGGUUGGCAAAUUAAUUAAUUCAUGAUCCAGUAGCAUAGCAGCAGCUCUGCAACAGUUGGCGUUGCAGAUUUUUGGUAAAACAGUGUCACCGUCCGUGUGUGAGGAACGAGAGAGAGCACAAGGAGGUCAGGUAAGGGAAGGGAAGAAAGGGCUGAGUUGAGUGGGCCCACUGAUGACGGCACAAGUGGUUGGGAUCUGGCGCUUUGGCAAACUUGGGGGACGCUAGCCUUGCAAAAUUUCAAUAUCGACACAUCAAUGACAUGGUCCCUCCGCCCCCACACCACUAGUCUCUCUUCGCAUGCCAUGAGAGCCUGCUGCUGCUGUCUGAAUUUGGUUCAUUGCUGCUAAGUGGAAGAGUGAAGACUCAUGAAGAGGCUAUUGGCUCUGGUUCUGUUUCUGGCAUUUAGUAGUGCUGUUCAGUAUGAUGGAGAAGGAAAGAAUGGACAAUGUGAAAACAAGAAGUGUUUGGAUCCCAGACCUCACAGCGUGUCACUCUUGGAGUUUGGGGCAGUUGGAGAUGGGAAAACAUUGAACACGGUAGCCUUUCAAAAUGCUAUUUUCUAUGUCAAGUCAUUUGCUGACAAGGGUGGUGCUCAGCUCUAUGUUCCGCCUGGCAGCUGGCUUACUGGAAGUUUUAACCUUACCAGCCACCUCACACUCUUCCUGGAAGCAGGUGCCAUCAUUCUUGGAUCCCAGGAUUACGCUCACUGGGAUAUUGUGAAACCUCUACCUUCUUAUGGUCGAGGGAUUGACUUGCCUGGUUGGAGAUAUCGUAGCUUGAUCAACGGACACAAUUUAAGUGAUGUGGUGAUAACAGGUGAUAAUGGAACCAUUGAUGGACAAGGUUCUGUCUGGUGGGAGCAAUUUAAUUCUCAUGCCUUGAAUUACAGCCGGCCCCAUCUAGUGGAAUUCACCGGAUGUGAUAAUGUCACUAUAUCAAAUUUAACCCUCUUGAACUCCCCCGCUUGGAACAUUCAUCCGGCGUACUGCAGGUAUGUGCAAGUUCUGAACAUAACUGUUCAUGCUUCUCCUGCAUCUCCAUAUACUAGUGGUAUAGUCCCAGAUUCUUCGGAGAAUGUUUGCAUUGAGAACUGCAACAUUAGUAUGGGUCAUGAUGCAAUUGUUCUUAAGAGCGGUUGGGAUGAGUACGGAAUUGCCUAUGGCAAACCCACCAAAAAUGUGCAUAUCCGGAGUGUUAACCUUCAAUCCUCUUUAGGCGCUGGCCUGGCAUUUGGCAGUGAGAUGUCUGGAGGCAUAUCGAACAUACUUGUAGAGCAGCUUCAUCUACGUAACUCAUUCAUUGGCAUUGCACUCAAGACAACUAGGGGAAGAGGAGGUUAUAUGAAAGACAUAAUUAUAUCCAAUGUCGAAAUGGAAAAUAUUCACUUGGCAAUAGAGGCUACUGGUCAGAGUGGCUCACACCCUGAUGAAAAAUUUGAUCCUGAUGAACUGCCAUUUGUUAAAGGAGUCACCUUUGAGAAUAUGGUCGGCACUAAUAUCACUUUUUCUGGGAAUUUUUCUGGACUCGACAAAUUGCCUUUCACAUCUAUCUGUCUCUCAAAUAUCUCAUUCUCCAUCACUUGGAAUUCUUCUACCUCAUGGUUCUGUUCCAAUGUGAUGGGUUUUUCAAAGGAGGUGUCUCCUAAACCAUGUUCAAACCUCCGGGACUCAACUUUUAACUCUUCCGCGGCUUGCUUCUUUUCCUUAUACCCAUUCAACUAUGCUACAGUUUUGUGAGAUCAUCAUCAAAAAGACAAAAUACCCGUUCUGUUCAAUCUGUACAUGAGAUACCGUUUAUACAGGAGAUUUUCCAAUAAAGCUCCAAUUUAUAAUCUUCCAUCUCUUCUCAUACGAACAAGCAUUCUCUGCCUUGCUACGAGAUCUUCCGAAGUGAUGUGUCAUCCUGAUAAUACAGGCUCAUGUAGAGCCUCAUUUUUUCAUUCGUGUGCAAGGAAAUUUUGGUAGUGCAGUACAACUCAGAUAGCUGUUGCUUCCAUUGUUUUAUUUUAUUUUGGAAUAUCUUUAGUUACAAUGUAAAUUCAUGUAAUGUGGACUGUUACCAGAUUAAUCAUUGAUAUUCUGGCAAAGAGAGGUUGUUAAGUUAAGUGACUGAUGUGAUUGAAAUAAUGAGUAAUUGAAAAGGUUGAUGUCU
This is a messenger RNA of Prunus avium (sweet cherry), 2247 nucleotides long. The record is from RefSeq and is a predicted model, not a curated record. Lineage: Eukaryota; Viridiplantae; Streptophyta; Magnoliopsida; Rosales; Rosaceae.